This is a messenger RNA of Ostrea edulis (European flat oyster), 4887 nucleotides long. RefSeq names its product rho GTPase-activating protein 26-like. NCBI's taxonomy places the organism in Eukaryota, Metazoa, Mollusca, Bivalvia, Ostreida, Ostreidae. Gene Ontology annotation, cellular component: cytoplasm. The transcript has 29 exons. The coding region runs from base 126 to 2624 and encodes 832 amino acids. The record is from RefSeq and is a predicted model, not a curated record. Gene Ontology annotation, biological process: signal transduction. Gene Ontology annotation, molecular function: protein binding; GTPase activator activity.
CGUUACUGCGCAUGCGGAAAUCUUUAACAUAAACAGGAAGUCGCCCUAAAUAUAUCAUGAGAAUAGAUUGAAAGAGACUGUCAAAUAUUGUCAGCUAGUAGCAACGUUAAAAGACGAAUGAAAUAAUGGGCUUGGAACCUCUAGAGUUUGCUGAAUGUUUGACAGAUAGUCCGUCGUUCAGGGAAAAAUUGCAUGACCAUGAAAAAGAGCUUGAGAGGACAAAUAAGGCCAUCAAGUCUCUUGUAAAUGAUGGCAAGGAACUAGUCAAUGCAGCAAAACUAAUGGGCAGAACAUGGCAGAGUUUUGCCGAGAAAAUGAUGCAUUUUAAAUUUGAAUGCAUUGGAGAGAAACUGACAGAUGAUGAAGAAAAAAUAGCUGGUUCCCUGAAGGAAUUUGGAAAGCUUAUACUUAGAGUGGAAGAGGAAAGAGAUAGAAUGCUGUCGAAGGUUACAGACUUUUUUCAGCAACUAGACAAGUUCAGAAAGGAGCAGAUUGGCUCAGUGAAGGAAGAAAAGAAAGCAUUUGAUCGACACACAGCAAAAAUCUGUCAGUCACUGGAGAGGUAUCUUAACUUGAAGUCCAAAAUGAGUGACAACACCCUCCAAGAGGCUGAUGCAACGCUUGAAAUGGAAUUUAGAAACUUUAGGGAGAGUUCUAUGAAAUAUGUUCUAAAAUUACAAGAAGUUCAAGAAAGAAAAAAGUUUGAUUUUGUAGAGACAAUUUUAGCCUUUAUGUAUAGCUUGUUCACAUUUUAUCAUCAAGGCUUUGAUGCCAGUAAUGAGCUCAAAGAGUCUUCUAUGCACCUCCAGAAAAUCCUACAGAAGACAAGGGAGAGCUUUGAAAGUCAAAAGGAAUACACAGAGUCGUUGAUGUUUAAGAUGUUGGACAACAGAGUAGCUGCAAUGGAAAUGUCUACGCUGUGGAAACCUAAUGGCCUGAACCAACCCAACAAAGGCUGCACGAAAGAGGGAUACCUAUAUCUAAUGGAAAAAAAGGUCAUGGGUGCAACAUGGACCAAACAUUACUGCUGGUACAAAAAGGAUGGGAAAAAAUUUCACAUGAUGCCAUAUAACCAAGUGACUGGAAAACUGAGCCAGCCCGUAACAGAGAACUUUACUCUAAAAUCUUGUGUACGACGGGCUUCCCAAACCAUUGACAAAAGGUUCUGUUUCGACAUCACAGUGGAUGGAAGGGCAGACAUACUGACUUUCCAGGCAUUGUCAGAUGAUGACAGAAAGCAGUGGAUGGAUGCUAUGGAUGGCAGAGAACCAGUUUAUACAACACCAAACACUUCCUCGGAGGACUCCUCACUGGAUGACAUAGGAUUUGCCUUCAUAAAAAGAUGUAUAACAUCAGUGGAGGCUAGAGGUCUACAAGAACAGGGUCUCUACAGACUGGUUGGAGUGAACUCAAAAGUAAACAAACUAAUGUCACAAGGCUUAGAUCCAAAGAAAAGAGACAAAAUUGAUAUUGGUGACCCAAACCAGUUUGAAAUAAAGACUUUAACAAGUGCUGUCAAAAAUUAUCUAAGAUCACUGCCAGAACCAUUGAUGACUUUCAAACUACACAAACCUUUGAUUGCAGCAGCUAAAUCUCGUGGUUUAGAAGAACAAGAAUCAAAGACACUACGAAUCCAUGAUAUCCACACCCUUGUUCACAAACUCCCAGAGGCCAACUUUGAAAUGUUGGACCUAUUGGUUGACCAUUUAAGAAAGGUGGCUGAUUUGAGCGACAAGAAUUUGAUGACUGUGGCAAAUCUUGGUGUUUGUUUUGGACCAACUCUGAUGAGAGCAGAAGAGGAAUCAGUGGCAGCCAUUAUGGACAUCAAGUUCCUGAACAUUAUUGUGGAAAUCCUCAUCAACAAUUAUGAAAAAAUUUUUAAAACACCACCGGAAGAUGCAGACCCAAGUGAGAUUCGCUGUCCCCCUCCCAGUGCCUCUCAAUCAGUGACUGACAAAUUUACUCCUGGGGUGAAUCAUACCUCAUUAGAUGUUUCUAGUCAAAACCCACAGCCAAUUUACAUGAACAAAGCCCCACCUCUUCCAGUUUUUGUACCCCAGAAAACCAAACUCAGAUCUGUGGAGAUUUACAAUCCAGCCACAGAACGUUUUGAGACCCAUGGAAGCAGUAGUGACAGUUCAGAGUCCCUGAACUCUAGCUUGUCUAACAGUGCCUCAGCCAUGUCAUCGCCUCUCCCCCAGUUUGAUAGUCACAAGAAGAACCCCGCCCCCGCCAUCCCCCUGCAGUUCAGCGGUGUAUCAGGAUUAGCCAGCAAAUUUAUGAAUGAUAUUUCUGGCACAGAAGUUCCCACAUUAGACCAGGCCCUGCGCAGAUCUCUGUGGAUAUCGUCCAAAGCCAAAGUGUUUGAGAGGACAUCAUCCAUGACUGGUAGUUUGUCAGAAAGUCUCCCAGCUGUUGGAAAUUCCAAUAGUACCAACAAAACCAAAAAGAGGAUAGCUAGGACACUGUACCAGUGCCUGGCAGACAAUGAAUCAGAACUUUCAUUUGAGCCAAAUGUCAUCAUUCAUAAUGUGAGAGAAUCCAAGGAACCUGGAUGGUUGGAGGGAUCCCUGAAUGGGAAGCGGGGACUGAUUCCGGAGAACUACAUAGAGUUUGUUGACUGACCCUAGUGACUGGGAUGUCCAACCACCAGGGACUCUGGGGGGACAGACAUGUACAUAGACAUCUACAUCAUCUUAUCAUUUGAAAUGGUGAUGGAUUCCUCAAGUUAUGAUCCAGGGCACUGCCUGCUGUGCUGGACAUGGUGGGGGAUGACAAGAUGGGGAAUAACUCAGGAUCAUGUGAUCAGUCACAUGACAUGAAUGAGGGCCACUGUUUUUAGUGUUGACUCAUGUUAUUACUAAAGAUAUCAGCAUGUACCAGUAAAUGCAAUAUAGUCAAAACAUUGUAAAGUAUUUCCUUUUUAUGUUCAAUUUCAAACCAUGUUUUUGUGUGAACAAAAUGAUAUAUGGUUCACUUAAGAUCAUUUGAUUUUCUUUGUUGGAUCGUGUAUUUUGUGGUUUUCAUCUGCACUAUGUGUACUGUAGAUAAGGAUUUCUGUUCUUGAUUUCUUGUUAAACAUUUUUGCAGAUAAUUUAUAGCAGGUAGGAUGCUAGAUAAUAUUCUAAAGUCUUGGAAUGUAGCAGCAGCAAAAUUUGUUGUCAUUAUACUAUCUUAAGAUUGCACAGAAUUCCGACACCUCAUUCUGUCUCAUUCGUCUGACAUUCCUCGUAUGAUUUUUGUUACACUGUAAGCUGUUCAGUUCUAAAUACUAUCCAUGUCUCAUGUGUAUGAUAUUUUCUUAUGAACAGCUAGCAUUACCCUUGUAUUACUUGUAGUCCGUGCUAAACCUUGCUACUUGGUAGGUGUAUUUUUUCCGGUGUAUUUUCCGAGACCAUUUCCUCAUUGCUGCUCAGUAAUGUCACUAACAUGUUUCUUUGAGUCUAUAUGCUUGGCAUAAUGUUUUUAUACAGCUUUCUUACUGUAAAAUUUUGUUGCAUGAAGGAUUGUGAACUUAUAGCUAUUUUUAAUGGUGUAAAUGUUUUUAGUUUAGCAUAUUUCGUCUUUUAUUGAAGACAGUAUGAAAUCUAUGCAGUCAAUGUUGUAAAUAGUUAUGUUGCUUAAUACAUUGUACUGCAUCCUGCUAAAUCAGUCGGGCCAUGUAGACAAACGUUUCUGAUAAGGGAAGACUAUGUUGUAUUGCUUGUCUGUAAUUUUAAUCUGUGUCUUAAAUUUGACUGGAAAUACAGAUAUUCAAAGACUCAAAAUCUGCCAGCUCAAUAUUACAUUGCUUGGAAUCUGUCUCCAUCAAUAAAAAAUCUCAAAUUUAUCAUUCUUUUAGGGCAAGGAUUUCUAAUGACAGUUCUGGCUUAAAUUUUAGUAUGCUACAUCUAAUUGUUGAGAUUACAGUUGUUUUGCAGUUCUGUAUAUGAUAGGAUAUUUAUUAGAUUAAUAGCUGUUUAUAUCUAGCCAUAAUCACCCUAUAGCAUAAUUUGAUUAAUAUUUAUGAAAUAUGAAUUAAUAUAUGAAUUAUUCUAUCUUUUGAACAAACGUUGUGUAUAUACUGACUAGUUCUUAUACAUUUUACAGCAUUCAUUCCCAACUUUCCCUAAUAUCAUGUCUAUCUUUUUUAGUAUUUGUUAUUUUAUUGAAUGACAUGAUUUCCUCAGGUUGAGAUUUUUUUUCUGACAUAUUUAUUUAUUGUGGAAGAGAAAACCAAUUCCAGGUUUCGUACUUAUGUGCAAUGUUCAGCUUCACUGUACCCACUUAAAGCUUGCCAUCCUGUGUGUAACGUUUUGUGAAUUUUGUGCAAAUGACUUCAUGAAACUGUUUAGAUUAAGUCUUGUAGUGAAUGUGGUAUAAGAAACGACUUUGUGGUGUGCAUACAUAUAUAUGAAAUGAAGCACAGUGAUUUUAAUACUCUGUCAAUGUCAGUAGUUGGACAGAGAGAGUGUGGUGCAACUUAUAGGAAAUAUUCUAGGUGGGACAAAAUAUAUAUAUAUAUAUAUAUAUAGUCUUUUGAACCAGACUUUGUUAACAUUUGUGAGAAUGUUCAUGAAUGCAUUCAAUGAUAUAUAGGAUGUUCCCCGUUAUAUACAGACAUCAUAACAUGGGCCGAUUCACACUGAUUGUGUGUUGCAACAUAUCUCUAGAUGUGCUUGAACACUAUCAUCAACCAACAUCUGUUAAAGGACUUCUUUUUGUUACAUGACUGUACAUGACUUUUGUUCCGUGACGCUACUGUACACGUUUUUUGUUCCGCGACUCUGUACGUGUAUUACUGUGGGCGUUACAUUUUGUCAGUGCUGUGGUACUGCACCAUGCGGUGUGUAUCCACACAAGAGUAGGAAAAUAUUUUAUCAAGAAUAAAACCAUACAAACACAGUC